GUUGGCUCUCCAGGGAAGUGAGGAAACACUUCUUAUCAGCCCUCCCAUUUCCUUCAGGUUGGGGAAACUCUCCUUUCUCUGGGGAACUUCCUCCAAGACCCCUCUAUAAAAUGUCACUGCGGGAUGGAGAGAAGGAGAGUCUGAGCUUUGUGAACUCCUCAGGAGCCAGGAAGACCUCUGGGCAAGUAAGCGCUCUCCUUGUCGUGGUGGAGCUGAUUUCGGAACAAAAGCCAAGAUGAAAGUCCCCCUACUUCUGGCUCUUCUAUUUGGGGCAGUUUCAACUCUCCAUCUGAGAGAUGAGCCUGUGCCUCAGAAUGGGGAGAUGCCAGAAAAUGAGGCAAAGGAGGCCCCUACGGGGGAGCUGACGCUGCUGGAGGAAGAGGAGGAGGGGUACUCGGGAAGUGAAGAUGCCCCUGAGGAGGAGAGGGCUGUAGACUCUGCCUCAGCCCUGGAUGAGGCGGAUGAGGACUUUCAGUGCCCUAAAGAAGAGGACACAGUGAAACUGGAGAACAGCCCUGGGUGCAAGAACUGUCACCACUUCCUCAUAUUUAUUUGCCGGAGGUGCUACCGGGGCAACCUCGUCUCCAUCCACAACUUCUACUUCAAUCGCCGGAUCCAGUGCUCAGUCAGCGGGCUCAACCAGGGCCAAGUCUGGAUCGGAGGCAGGAUCAGAGGCUGGGGACCCUGCAAACGCUUUCAGUGGGUUGACGGCAGUUCCUGGAACUUUGGAUACUGGGCUCCUGGCCAGCCCCGGGCCAGGGGUGGCAGAUGUGUGGCCCUGUGUACCCGAGGAGGUUACUGGCGUCGAACUCGCUGCUGCAGGCGCCUCCCCUUCAUCUGUUCCUACUGA
Neomonachus schauinslandi (Hawaiian monk seal) is the source of this 850-nucleotide messenger RNA. RefSeq names its product proteoglycan 2, pro eosinophil major basic protein (gene PRG2). The record is from RefSeq and is a predicted model, not a curated record. The coding region runs from base 236 to 850 and encodes 204 amino acids. NCBI's taxonomy places the organism in Eukaryota, Metazoa, Chordata, Mammalia, Carnivora, Phocidae. Gene Ontology annotation, biological process: immune response. The transcript has 6 exons.